AUGUUGCAGCUGCAGAAGGAAACCCUCGAAGAUCCGCUUCUCAGCCGCACCAUGAAACAAAUGGAAGAUGGCAUGGUAAUAGACGGCGUUCUGAAACCGUAUGCGGAAGAGCUAUCCGUGGUCAAUGGAGUGGUGCUAAAGGGUUGCAAAGUUGUGGUGCCAAAAUCAAUGCGUGCGGAAAUUAUUGAGCGAAUUCACGAAGGCCACUUGGGUAUGAACAAGUGCAAAGCUAGAGCCCGUAGACUGGUUUUCUGGCCGGGAAUGAGCAGUGACAUUGAGCAACGAGCGCUAACGUGCAGCGUAUGUCGAAGGUACGCAUACAGUCAACCGAGUGAACCCCUCCUGCUACAGCCAACGCCCGACCGACCGUGGCAUCGUGUAGGCAUAGACCUAUUUACAUUCGCUGGAGAACACUACGUAUUUGUGUUUGAUGCCCAUUUGAACUUUCCUGACGUCGAGAAACUCGGAGGUACCACGGCGGCGGAAGUAAUCGACAAGAUAUCUGCUAUCUUCUCGCGAUACGGCAUUCCCAACCAAGUUUGUACCGACAACGGGCCUCAAUUUGCAUCGCGAGAGUUCGCGUCCUUCGUGCGCCGAUAUGACUUCGAGCAUAUCACUUCGAGUCCAGAGUUCCUACGGUCAAAUGGCUUAGCUGAAAAGAGGGCUUAUCGAUCUUCUCCCCUUGACAGCGGUCACUCACCCGGAGAACUACUGCAAGGUCGCCGCCUGCACGCCACUCUUCCAGAAUACAACGUCGACGGAGGCAUACCCGUAUGGAAACAGCGACAGUCUUCCCGAGGCAGGCCACUACCACCCUUGGAAGCCGGAAAUGUGGUCCGGAUCAAACACGGAAGCUGGUCACGCCGAGCGAAAGUGGUACAAGAGACUGCACCACGAUCAUACGUGGUAAGAACGGAAGACCAUGAGCUCCUGAGACGGAACCGACAGCACUUGCUGCGAAUGGACAAAAACUUCGACGACAAGGUCAGCCCCGAGGGAAAUCCGAACCCCGACGCGAGGCCCCCGACGAAGUUCAGUGAUGGACACCGCGGCAACAUCUCGCCGGACAACCCACUGGGAAGUCACCAGGUGCAACCAGCUCAGCCAGAGGAAGAUUAUAACGCCACCAUUUAUCCAGACACUCCAGGAAGCCCACUGGCUGGCCUGCGCAGAAACCAGUGCCACUGGGGACCAGCUUCUAGUGCCGUGCCUGAGUACGAGCCUAGUAUUGCUCUGGCUACUGGGACGCUUGUUACUGGUAGGCGCUGGAUACACAGCUCAAAACACCUUUACAACGUUUAA
Molecule: messenger RNA, 1302 nt
Organism: Rhipicephalus microplus (southern cattle tick)
Lineage: Eukaryota; Metazoa; Arthropoda; Arachnida; Ixodida; Ixodidae
Source: RefSeq, a predicted model, not a curated record